Anopheles nili is the source of this 1605-nucleotide messenger RNA. RefSeq names its product ubiquitin carboxyl-terminal hydrolase nonstop (gene not). Bases 7 to 1530 code for a protein of 507 amino acids. The record is from RefSeq and is a predicted model, not a curated record. Gene Ontology annotation, molecular function: cysteine-type deubiquitinase activity; zinc ion binding. The transcript is spliced from 5 exons. Gene Ontology annotation, biological process: protein deubiquitination. NCBI's taxonomy places the organism in Eukaryota, Metazoa, Arthropoda, Insecta, Diptera, Culicidae.
GCGAAAAUGGCUGACGUGGGCUGUGCGCACUUUGUGUCCUACAUCAAGGAAUACGGGCUCGAGUCGUACAACGUUGUGCACGCAUACUUUAGCGCUUGUGUCAGCAAGGAAGCGAGACGUCGUAAAGCCCUGUCCUGUCUGUGCCACAAGUGCGGCAGCUCCGGUCCACAGCUCUACUCCUGUCUGCACUGCAUCUACUUCGGCUGCAAGGGAGCACACAUCAACGAGCAUUACAAGCACACGAAACACUUCAUGGCGCUCGAGCUGAGCUAUGGUAUGCUCUACUGCUACCAGUGUCGGGACUUCAUCUACCACAGCGAAUGCCAAACGAUGGCCGAAAGGCACCUACGGCGCGAGGCGCGCAGCCUGGGCAAAAGUCUGUCCUGGCGGCCGUGGAGCCCGUCCAAGCUAGAGAUCGAACUGCUGCUGAAGAACCCCAAGCGGCGUCACGUAACCGCGCUAACGAGCAUCGGUCUCCGCGGGUUGCUGAAUCUCGGAUCCACCUGCUUCAUGAACUGCAUAGUGCAGGCCCUCAUCCACACGCCGCUACUGCGUGAUUACUUCCUCGCCGAGCUGCACGAAUGUACAUCGAAAACCUCCGCCAAAUGUCUCGUGUGCGAAGUAUCGCGUCUCUUCCAGGAGUUCUACUCCGGCGCCCGAGGUCCGCUAUCGCUGCACCGGUUGCUGCACUUGAUCUGGAACCACGCGCGGCAUCUGGCCGGAUACGAGCAGCAGGAUGCGCACGAGUUUUUCAUCGCCACACUGGAUGUGCUGCACCGGCACUGUAAGAUAUCGAUGACUGAGCUGGCUGCGAAUGCGGCCGCUGCCGCUGCAGCUGCGGCAGCAUCCACCACCACGGGGACGACGGCUAGUGACAAAUCCAAAUCCUCCCAGUCACAUGCGCAUGCCCAAUGUAAUUGCAUUAUCGAUCAGAUCUUCACCGGUGGGCUGCAGAGUGAUGUGGUCUGUCAAGCUUGCAACGGUGUCUCCACCACCAUUGACCCGUUCUGGGACAUUUCGCUCGACCUUGGUGAAUCCUCGAACGGACAGGGCGGUUACGGAGGGCCACCGAAAUCGCUCAUCGACUGUCUGGAGCGGUUCACCCGAGCCGAACACCUCGGCUCGAGCGCAAAGAUUAAGUGUAACACCUGCAAAAGCUACCAGGAAUCAACGAAGCAGCUUUCCAUGCGCACACUGCCAAUAGUCGCAAGUUUUCAUCUGAAGCGCUUCGAACACUCUAGUCUGAUCGAUAAGAAAAUUUCUACCUUCAUCUCAUUCCCCUCGGAGCUCGACAUGACGCCGUUCAUGUCGCAGAAAAACGAUAUGGCGGAUUUUCGGUACUCACUGUAUGCCGUCAUCAAUCACGUCGGAACGCUCGAUGCGGGCCAUUACACGGCUUACGUGCGUCAUCAGAAAGACAUAUGGGUGAAGUGUGACGAUCACAUCAUAACGACUGCCACACUCAAGCAGGUUCUGGACAGCGAAGGGUAUUUGCUUUUCUAUCACAAAAAGAUACUAGAGUACGAAUAAAUGACCACGCGGAUGGUGAUGUAAUGGCGCGUAAUUCGGCAGCGUGAGGAAAAAUGAUAAACGCUGUGACCACCG